Messenger RNA from Penicillium soppii, 999 nucleotides. RefSeq lists its product as uncharacterized. The record is from RefSeq and is a predicted model, not a curated record. Lineage: Eukaryota; Fungi; Ascomycota; Eurotiomycetes; Eurotiales; Aspergillaceae. Gene Ontology annotation, molecular function: snoRNA binding. Gene Ontology annotation, biological process: rRNA processing. The transcript has 2 exons. Bases 1 to 999 code for a protein of 332 amino acids.
AUGUUUGCCCAUUUAGUGACUGCUGCUAAGGGUCUAUUUACGCGACACCCCGAAGAACAACACUCUCACUCUGCUGAUUCCAUCACCCCCAAUUCCAACAUGGUGACAUCUACCCGACGUGGAGAUGUUGCGACCGACGUGGCUGCCAAUGGAAAGCGCAAGGAUCGACCCGCGAGCGCUGGAAAGCCCGAUGGCCAGGACACCAAGAAGAAGAGAAGAAGAAGCAACCCCAGGGCUACCGACACAUCUGCAGAUGCCGCAAAUGGCACUCUAGAGACAUCCAACGUAAAUGAGGCGAAAGCGCCUGCCGGCAAAAAGAUCCGGUUCGGUAGCGAAGAACCUGAGCCGAUCAUCGAAACACAGCCAGAAGAGACUUCGGAAUCACCAAAGGAGGACGAAGAAGACGAGGAUAGCGACGAUGAUGCGCCAGAGACUAUCGUCAACUCUGCUCAGCUAUUGAAAAUGAAGGAGCACGCUAAAAAACAAGAAGCAGCGAAGCAAUUAGAGGAACAACUGAAGAGAGAGAAGCGACGGAAGCUUGACGAGCGCCGCAAGUUGCAAGCCAAGGCAAAGGAGGUUCCAGUCGAUGACAUGGCAUCCGAGAGCACAGCUACCCUUCAAGGAGGCACAACUACCCAGGAUGCACGACGGGCCGCUCUCCCCGCUUUGCUUCCCGAUGAUAUUUUGAACGCCGAGCCCGCCAUUCGCGCCCCCACACCACCAGCUGAAGACCUGUUCGCCUUGCCGAAAAAGUCAAAUAAGCUACGAUUUUUGGACAAGACCGACAAGAUUCCCAAGGAUGUUAAUAUCGGAGAUGUUUCUAUCCGUGUGCUCGAUGCGCCGUCCACACGAAAGUCCUCAAAGCCCGCAUUGGCCCCCAAGGUUUCCAAGCUUGGACGUAACGUCAAAAACGGCCUUCUUCAGAAGACUCGUACCACAGCUCAAGGCAAUGGACUCCGAAAGAAAGCAAGCGGCCCGGGUGGAUUUGUUCGCCGGUGA